CCGAACAUGACUGUAGCUUGACUUCACGUUUCUCUCAGUCCCCAAUUUAAUUGAAAAUGGUGCGUAAAUUGAAAUUUCACGAGAAGAAGCUCCUAAAAAAGGUAGAUUUCAUAAACUGGGAAGUCGACAAUAACUUGCACGAGGUUAAAAUACUACGAAAAUAUCAUAUCGAGAAGAGAGAGGACUACACAAAGUACAACAAAUUAAGUCGCCAUAUAAGAGAAUUAUGCAGAAAAAUCAGGGACCUAGACGAAAAGGACGGAUUCAGGUCUCACAGCACUUCACUUCUCCUGGAAAAGCUGUACACCGUGGGAUUGAUCCCCACCAAACAGAACCUCUCUUUAGUUGAGAAUGUCAGUGCCUCCUCCUUCUGCAGGAGACGACUUCCAACAGUAAUGGUGCGAUUACGCAUGGCUCAGGAUCUGAAGACAGCAGUUACCUUUAUCGAGCAAGGACACAUCAGAGUUGGACCAGAAAUCGUUACAGAUCCUGCAUUCCUCAUCACCAGGAAUAUGGAGGACUUUGUAACAUGGGUUGAUUCUUCCAAGAUUAAACAGCAUGUCAUGAAUUACAAUGAGGAGAGAGAUGACUUUGACCUUGUGGUGUAGACUUCUACAGAGAAUGAAGCCAUUUAAGCAGGCCUCUGUUUGGAUUUUGCCUCCGGUAUUUUAUACAUAACUAAAACAUCAGAAAACAACUUGUGUGGAGCAUUUUCAUGUGUUUUAUAUUAAAAAAUAUUUCUGUGCAAUAAAGAA
Messenger RNA from Sardina pilchardus (European sardine), 755 nucleotides. RefSeq names its product IMP U3 small nucleolar ribonucleoprotein 3 (gene imp3). Bases 57 to 608 code for a protein of 183 amino acids. The transcript is spliced from 7 exons. Gene Ontology annotation, molecular function: rRNA binding; snoRNA binding; structural constituent of ribosome. Gene Ontology annotation, biological process: rRNA processing; ribosomal small subunit biogenesis. Lineage: Eukaryota; Metazoa; Chordata; Actinopteri; Clupeiformes; Clupeidae. Gene Ontology annotation, cellular component: Mpp10 complex; small-subunit processome; small ribosomal subunit. The record is from RefSeq and is a predicted model, not a curated record.